UCGGUUGGCUUUUACCAGCUUUGUUCUAACAUUUAUUAAACAACCCGUCGCAAAAAGAGGCAUGGCAGUUAAAUAUAUUAGCUCAAUUUAGGAUUAUCUAUUUUAAGUUCGGCAAUGUAUCGACACAAUAAUCCGUAUUAUUCGUAGGAUUUUUAUGUGUUUAUUUUUCCUCUGCGUUGCGUCCCCUUUAAGUGGUGUUGGGUGUAGGCUUCAAAGCUCAAAGGGAAGCCGAAGAGUCAAACUGUGGAUAAAUAGAAAGUGGAUCGGAAGAAAAGCAGAUAAACGGUACACUGAGAGCACCUCGGUACAACAGGUCAGCGGGUCUGGAGGGCUGGAUGCGGUCGUCAUGGUGAAGGAUGUUCCGGAAAGGCAAAAAGCGCCACAGCAGCAGCAGCUCGCAAAGCAGUGAGAUCAGCACAAAGAGCAAGUCUGUGGACUCCAGCUUGGGAGGACUCUCCAGAUCGAGCACUGUUGCCAGUCUUGACACAGACUCCACCAAAAGCUCAGGGAACAACACAUCUGAGACAUGCGCUGAGUUUCGGGUGAAAUAUGUGGGUGCUAUUGAGAAGUUAAAGUUUGACAUGAGCAAGACCCUCCAGGAACCGCUGGACCUCAUCAACUACAUUGAUGCUGCUCAGCAAGAUGGAAAGCUGCCAUUUGUUCCCGGAGAUGAGGAGAUGGCUCUCGUAGUGUCCAAGUACGGCGUCAAGGUGGCGUCGCUGGACCACUGUAAUGUGCUGCAUCGCCAUCCUCUCUACCUGAUCGUGCGUAUGCUGUGCUACGAUGACGGCCUAGGCGCGGGGAAGAACCUGCUGGCUCUGAAAACCACCGACACAAAGCAAGAAGAGUGCAGCAUCUGGGUGUACCAGUGCAGCAGCUCAGAGCAGGCGCAGUCCAUCUGCAAAGUGCUGUCGGCCUCCUUCGACUGCGUUCUGACAUCAGACAAGUCCAGAGGCUCUGAGUGAGAGUUGGGAUGAGAGCGAAACAUCGGCAAAACCAGCAACAGUUAGACAACCAGCAUUGUUAUUGGCAAAAAUUUUGCACUUUUGCUUUCUUACCCUUCUGAGAGGUCAUCUAAAGGGCAGAUCUGAUGGUGCGUAAUCUUUGUUAUUGAUGGAAAAGUCUGGCGUGAGCUAGCUGUUGUUCCCCUUCCUGUAAUCCAUCCAGUUAAAACAGAACUGUGGUGAAUUUUCCUGAGUCACUUCCCUGGAAUUUGUUUCCUUUUUUUUGCCUUCUCACAAUAAAUAUUAAAAGGAGGUGUAGUAAGGAGGGAAACGGUUGCAUUAAAUAUAGCUUUGGGACACAAUGCAGAGCUUUUAUAAGUGUAAUGUUAAGUGUAUUUAAUGUACGCAAUGGUACUACAUAGUGCUAAAACUUUGCUGGCAUAUGUUAAUUCACGGAAGACAAUCAUCAGAUUAACUGCUCGGUACACAGAUGUGACAGCUGGCUUCAAGAGGAAAUCACUCAAAUCCCUCUUCAGGUUUUAAAACCCUGUGAGUGUUUUGUUUUCUAACAGCAGUAUUGGUACAAUAGUGGUCGCUUUUUGACCAGAAGGAAUGUUAUAAAUAUCGCCUCACUUUUUGGACACAUUGAUUUUAAUUUGUGGGAUUUAUUCAUUUUUAAAGAUUUACUUGAGCUUAUUUUAAAUCUUUUUUUUUUUUUUUAAACUCUUGGUACCAAAAGUGUGAUUAGCUGGGAAAAAGUAAAUUUUAACAGGCUGGUAGCGACACAUGUAAGAUUUUGUGGGACUUGUUUACAGUUGUGGUACUAACUUGACUUCACCUUGUGAAAUAAUACUUUGGUCCAGUUGAAAAUGUGUGUGAAGAAGGAAAAUAAAGACGUGGAUCAGGUACAGCAGAGGAGUGUUUUCCUUUUCUUGAGUGCAUUUGCCAGCAGAGGGAGCUCAUGAGACAUCAUUUAACUCUUAGCUUGACAAGAUUGUUUUUAAAAUGCAGGUCACGAAAUAUGGUAAUGGAAGAAAAAACACUUGCUGCUGGAUCACAAACUCUGAAGAAGAAACACACCGACGCCUCGCACUAUUUCAGAUUUUAUUGUUCCAGUUUGUUUGUUUUUUUCUCCGAUUUACUUGCACAACAGAGUUAGGAGUCAAUGCAGUGAUUCACAGACUGUUAAUGAGAAUGAUUUGAAUAUUGUUUGUGUGUGUGCACACAUUCGUGUCUGUAUUCAUGUUUACAGCACACACACAGGCCCAGCUGAGGUUGUGUGACUGCUCAUCACCACAGUGCAUUAAAAGACAUUUACUGCC
Neolamprologus brichardi is the source of this 2266-nucleotide messenger RNA. NCBI's taxonomy places the organism in Eukaryota, Metazoa, Chordata, Actinopteri, Cichliformes, Cichlidae. The record is from RefSeq and is a predicted model, not a curated record.